Messenger RNA from Myotis davidii, 5958 nucleotides. RefSeq names its product trafficking protein, kinesin binding 2 (gene TRAK2). The transcript has 16 exons. The record is from RefSeq and is a predicted model, not a curated record. Lineage: Eukaryota; Metazoa; Chordata; Mammalia; Chiroptera; Vespertilionidae. Gene Ontology annotation, biological process: anterograde axonal transport of mitochondrion; neurogenesis. Gene Ontology annotation, cellular component: dendrite. Gene Ontology annotation, molecular function: GABA receptor binding. The coding region runs from base 479 to 3238 and encodes 919 amino acids.
GAAGUUUCACAGGACAGUGAUGUCUGCUCUUCAGUUGUUCAGGUCUAGAAACAGAAGUUGUCUCAGUGUACUCUGUUGAUCAGGCCUUGAGGAAAGUAUACACCAAGCAGACCCACUAAGGCAUGAUGAGGAGGCCGGAGGGUCUGCUGUUUAUACAGUGGAACUGUCAAGUGGACCACAUGUUUUGGUUCCCAUAGUAUAUUUUUCCCUUAUAGGAAAAUCUGUGUGAGAGACCAAGUUACCAGAAAUUUUUUCCUGUGUGUGCAUUUAGAGGUGGAGGACGCUUGAAGCAUAAGGUCAUGACUGUCAAGGUAUGAUAAUCACCUGAGAGCGAGCACUCAUUGCUGCAGAUGUCAUUUGUCCAUCGGGAAAUAUCCAUACAACCAGAUCCAUUUUUUAUUGAAUGGCUUGAUGGAUUUCCUUUACUCUAAUUCAUACCAAAGCUGUCCUUCUCAACCAAAGCAAGAGAGGAUCCUGCAUGAAUCAGUCCCAGAAUGCCAUUUUUACAUCACCAAUGGGUGAAGAAAACCUCAUGAAUAACAAUCACAGAGACUCGGAGAGCAUCACUGAUGUCUGCUCCAAUGAGGAUCUCCCUGAAGUUGAGCUGGUGAAUCUGCUGGAAGAACAGCUACCCCAGUAUAGACUAAAAGUGGACUCUCUCUUUCUAUAUGAAAAUCAAGACUGGACUCGGUCCCCACACCGGCAGCAUCAUGCAUCUGGCGCCCUCUCUCCAGUCCUUGCUGAAGAGACUUUUCGAUAUAUGAUUCUAGGCACAGACAGGGUGGAGCAGAUGACCAAAACUUACAAUGACAUCGACAUGGUUACACAUCUCCUAGCAGAGAGGGAUCGUGAUCUGGAGCUAGCUGCUCGCAUUGGACAGGCUCUCUUAAAGCGGAAUCAUGUGUUGGCUGAGCAGAAUGAAGCCCUGGAGGAGCAGUUGGGACAAGCUUUUGACCAAGUCAAUCAACUGCAGCAUGAGCUAUCCAAGAAAGAUGAGUUACUUCGAAUUGUCUCCAUUGCUUCGGAAGAGAGUGAGACCGAUUCCAGCUGUUCCACACCUCUUCGGUUCAAUGAGUCCUUCAACUUAUCUCAGGGCUUGCUACAGUUGGACAUGCUGCAAGAAAAGCUCAAGGAACUGGAGGAAGAGAAUAUGGCUCUUCGGUCCAAGGCUUGUCACAUAAAGACAGAAACUAUUAGCUAUGAAGAGAAGGAGCAACAGCUUGUCAGUGACUGUGUUAAAGAACUUCGUGAAACAAAUGCUCAGAUGUCCAAAAUGACUGAGGAAUUGUCUGGGAAGAGUGAUGAACUGAUACGAUAUCAAGAAGAGAUCUCCUCUCUCUUGUCUCAAAUUGUAGAUCUUCAGCACAAACUUAAAGAACAUGUGAUUGAGAAGGAAGAACUGAGACUGCACCUGCAAGCUUCCAAAGAUGCCCAAAGACAACUGACAUUGGAGUUACAUGAAUUACAAGACAGGAAUAUGGAGUGUCUAGGAAUGUUACAUGAAUCCCAAGAAGAAAUAAAGGAACUUCGUAGUAGAUCUGGCCCUGCUGCUCUCCUCUAUUCCCAAUCAUAUGGAGCUUUUUCUGGGGAAUCUCUGGCAUCUGAGAUUGAGGGGACCAUGCGUAAAAAGUUGAGUUUGGAUGAGGAAUCGUCUCUCUUUAAACAAAAGGCGCAACUGAAACGGGUAUUUGAUACGGUCAGGAUUGCCAAUGACACACGGGGCUGCACUGUCCCAUUCCCAGCUCUCCCAUCCAUUCCAGGCUCCAACCGCUCAAGUGUCAUCAUGACAGCAAAACCUUUUGAGUCUGGUUUACAACAAACAGUGCAAAAAACCCUCCUGAGCCAGAGGAGCAGCUCGGAGGACGGUCCAGGGAACGUUCAGAAGCUGGAUCAACCAGAACCCUCUGAAGACAGUGAUUUGGCUACAGCACUGCAUCGCCUUAGUCUGCGGCGACAAAACUACUUAAGUGAGAAGCAGUUCUUUGCCGAAGAAUGGGAGCGGAAGAUCCAGGUCCUGGCUGACCAGAAAGAAGGGGUUAGUGGCUGUGGCACCCCCACCGAGAGCCUUGCCUCUCUCUGCACUGACCAGUCAGAGACCACGGACUUCAGCAGUACCAGCUGCCUUCGGUGUUUUAUGCCUGAAAAAUUACAAAUUGUCAAGCCCCUUGAAGGAUCACAAACUCUGCACCACUGGCAGCAGCUUGCUCAGCCAAACUUAGGAACCAUUCUUGACUCACGACCCGGUGUCAUCACUAAAGGCUUUACCCAGUUGCCCAAGGAUGCCGUCUAUCACCUCUCAGAUUUAGAAGAGGAUGAAGAAGAAGGUAUCACUUUUCAGGUCCAGCAACCUCUUCAAGUGGAACAGAAACCUACAGAUCCCAAGCCAGUAACAGGAAUCUUUCUACCGCCUGUUACUUCAGCAGGUGGUCCAGUUACAGAAAUCUCUGCUUCAGUUGCAGCCUCAAACCCAGGAAAGUGUCUGUCAUGCACAAACUUGACGUUCACCUUCACCACCUGUAGGAUAUUACACCCCUCCGACGUCACUCAGGUUACUCCCAGCUCUGGGUUCCCUUCGUUAUCCUGUGGAAGUAGCAGUAGCAGUUCAUCAAGCACGGCAGUGAAUUCUCCUGCCACGUCCUAUAGACUCAGCAUUGGUGAAUCAGUCACCAACCGACGAGAUUCCACUGUCACCUGCAGCAGCACCAUGAGCUUGGCCAAACUUCUACAAGAGCGAGGCAUUUCUGCUAAAGUGUACCACAGCCACGUUUCAGAGAACCCCCUCCUUCAGCCUCUCCCUAAAGUCCUGGAUAUCCCUUCCACACCCCCAAAUUCACCAUCUCACUCACCUUGCCCUUCUCCCUUGCCCUUUGAGCCUCGAGUACAUCUCUCUGAAAAUUUUUUGGCCUCACGACCGGCCGAAACAUUCCUCCAGGAGAUGUAUGGCUUGAGACCUUCCCGGAACUCUCCUGAUGUUGGCCAGUUGAAGAUGAACUUAGUAGACAGGCUGAAGAGGCUAGGCAUAGCCAGAGUGAUCAAGACGCCUGACGCCCAGGAACAUGGAAGAAGCCAAGAGGCAGAAAUUGGUCUUCGAAGACCAGACUCUACUGUUUAUUUAAAUUCAGGUAGCAAUUUAUUGAGUGGAUUGAGGAGAAAUCAGAGUCUUCCAAUCAUGGUAGGUAGUUUUGGCACCUCAGUUUGCACAUCCUCACCCAAAAUGGAUAACCUGAAGGAGGAGUGAGGUUCGGCAGUUAACUGAACUCUUACACAAAUUAGCACAUGAAGGAUAGAUUUGCACUGACACACGUAGUCCGGUCUUACUGAAAGAAAAGGAAUGUCGCAGUUGGGCUGUGAAUGUGGAAGAGGAAAGUGGAAGAUUGGAAACAAUUAGGAUGAGGUCCUAGUGAAUGAGGUCUAGUAAAUUGAAAAGUAUAAAUGAAUGGGUCAGGAGUGGAGACAGAAAAGGAACAAAGGUUUAAUACACUCCUUCACUUGUGUUUUUUUUUUUUUUGGUCUUGAAAAUAAAAAGUGACCAGAAAAUAAAUUCAGUAAUAUGGAAGUAUACCAGGAAUACUUAAUUUGCAGCACAUUUACUUCUGGUAAGUAUAAGCAGAGAACACUCCGGAUAGGAGGAGGUGGGAAGAGAAAAGGACCCGCCUUGACUGUUGCCUAGAGAAAGCUGUUCUGGAAGGUUGCUGGGGUAACCAGUCUCUUUACUGAAACACCAGUGAGGUGGCUUUUAUGUUUUCUGUUGAUGUCUGGUUAGAUUACGCCUUCAUCAUAUGGCAAGCUCUCAGCAUUAGCAAGCAAGGUAUUUUCAUAAAAUCAGAACAGUAGAGUCUUUCUGCUUCCUAUUUUCAGGCCUGUGAGUCUCUGGGAGCCCAAACACCACCCAAAUUCCUUUUGUAUUUGUGAUUAAUAAGUUCAUUUUUUAAAUUUGUAUUUUUAUACAACAUCCAAAAGAAACACAACAUUGUGGGAGGUAGGAUUUAUUUUUAAGAAGGAAAUAUGGGUAAAUUGGAACCAACAUAACUUUUUUUCCAGAAUAUUUCUGGAUAAGAGUGGUGGCCAAGGAAUGUGAACAUAAUUGACUUUCCUUGGAGGCUGGACAAGGUUAAAUCAGAAGUACAAUCAGUAGGAAUUAGAGAAUAUUGUAUCUUUACAACUGUACACUUUUGUAACAAGUACAGUUGGCAACUAAACUCUUUCCAAAGUGUGCUAUGCAUAUUUUUAAUGGAAGAUGACAUGUAUUUGCACAAAAAUUCUCAGGCACAUUUAAUUAUUUAUUAUAAGCCGAAGUAAAACCCAGGUGCUUGCUUUGAGACUGAUUUUUUAAAUAAAAAAUAAUUAAAAUACAUCUGCCUUUUUCUAGAUAUCUGUGAAAUUAUAGGAUGAACGUUUUAAUGGGGGAGUCAAGGCUUUUGCUUUUUGAAUGUGAGGUUGUCGUUGGAUGGGAGAUUAUUCCCCAGGAGGUCCAGUAACAUCACAGUGUCUUCUUUGGGCCUUUGGUCUUGGCCAUUAGUCAGUGCCAUUUCUAGGACUUUGGGCCACUUACGAGGUCCCAGUUAUGCAGACACCACAGCAGAAACUCAGAAGUCUUCACACUUAAGACUUAGCAGGUGAGCUAUUUUGGAAGUUUUGCAGUGUGUUUUCUGUAUUUCUUUUCUUCUUCUUUUUUUUUUUAGCUGAUUCUUAAAGCCUUUUUAUUUAUUCUCUAAGAAAGUAAUCUUCCUGUUGCCAGAUCCUAAGAGAUAUCAGGAAGAAAAUGUAGGGCCACAGAGUAGUACAAAAUGUUAAGUUAUGAUAUUUAUCUCUAUUAUAUAAAUAUCUCUAAAUUAAGCAUCUAUAAGUUAAGAUUUUGGAGUGUUCUGUAUCCUUACUAUACUUUUUUAUAACCAAUGCUAAAAUGAUCACUUGGGAGGUGGGUAAGGGGGUGGUCACAGCCAAGUGAGGCACAUCUGAUUAAGGAGAACCAGACGUAAAUUUUUCAAAAUUAGGUUGAUGUUGCUGUUCCACCAAGAAACAUGAUAAUUGUAUACUGGUGCAUGCUUGUCCCUAGAAAUGAAUUCUGUCUUGAAUUGGGUUUUACUGUUUGCUGAAGCUUUCGCCUAAAAUUAUUUUUGGUACAGCCUGAGAAUCCAUUAUACCAAACUUGUGUGCAAAGUAUAGUAAGAAGAAAUGGAGCCUUAUAGCAAGUUCCUCCUCAAUUAUCUGUUACGCUUUAACAUUUUAGUUUUUUUUAUAUCAACUGUGUAUGUACUUUUAUGCCAGUAUAGGAAAUUCCAAUCUUUUUUUUUUUCCCCUCCUUCAAGAAGGUUCUCAGUGAUUAUACCUCAGGUAUUUCUGAGUAUCCUGUUAUAUAGUAGGAAGGAUACCUUCCUAAGCUCAGAAUUAAAGGGUCUCCUGAAUUAUGAUGAUUUCAAAUCUUCUGUUAAUAACCUUAGGCAUGUGUCUUAAGGAAAAGGUAAUGGCCAUUGUUAGUUUUUUAAAAAGUUUUAUACUAUAUGUCCUUAAUUUAACAUGAAUAAACAGAUUUUGACAAAGGGAGGAAAUAAGUUAGAGGCAGCUCAUAACAAGAGCUUCUUUAUGAAGGUAUAUUAUAUAGGGUAUUCAAAGCCUGUUUUGCUUUUCUGAUCACUCUAGGACAUAAUUAGUAGUACUUAUUGGUACUAACAUUGACUUUUGACAUCUGAACUAGAGCUCUGGGUGUUUAAUGGUCCACUCCUUUGAGGUCGAGUGCCUGCAGGCCUAUACUCCAAGUGCGGCACCAUAAUGUCUACACUGAGUGGUUUGCAUUGCGGAGCACAGCUACCUAGGAGUGGCAACCUGCGCUCUGGGACAGCCAGGGAAAUACUGUUGUUUGAUAUCUGGGCUUGACUUUGUCAAACCGCUCUCUGUUGCACCUAGCUUUGCUUUGUCAAAUGUAAAUCAGAUAAUAAACACGAGUAUCUUCUUAAAUUU